Molecule: messenger RNA, 2273 nt
Organism: Lonchura striata (white-rumped munia)
Lineage: Eukaryota; Metazoa; Chordata; Aves; Passeriformes; Estrildidae
Gene: NCBP3
Product: nuclear cap binding subunit 3
Cellular component (GO): nucleus
Molecular function (GO): mRNA binding; RNA 7-methylguanosine cap binding
Source: RefSeq, a predicted model, not a curated record
CCCCGCGCUCGUCUCGCUGGCCGCGCUGGGCGGGCCUGGCGGAGCCAUGGCGGCCGUGCGGGGCCUGCGGAUCUCGGUGAAGGCGGAGGCGAGCAGCGCCACGGCGGAGCCGCGCGGCGCCGAGCCCGAGCCCAUGGAGGUGGAGGAGGGAGAGCUGGAGACCAUCCCUGUGAGGCGCUCGCUGCGGGAGCUCAUCCCGGACACCAGUAGGAGAUAUGAAAACAAAGCUGGAAGUUUCAUCACUGGCAUAGAUGUGACUUCCAAGGAAGCAAUUGAGAAGAAGGAGCAAAGAGCCAAACGCUUCCAUUUUCGGGCUGAGGUGAAUCUGGCCCAGAGGAACGUGGCCCUGGACCGGGACAUGAUGAAGAAAGCAAUUCCUAAAGUAAGACUGGACACCAUUUACAUUUGUGGAGUGGAUGAGAUGAGCACCCAGGACAUCUUUGCCUAUUUCAAAGAAUAUCCUCCUGCUCAUAUCGAGUGGCUGGAUGACACCUCAUGUAAUGUGGUCUGGCUUGAUGAAGUGACAGCAACACGGGCUCUAAUAAAUAUGAGUUCCCUGCCUGAUCAGGAGAAAACAAAGAGCAGAGAAAACAAUAAGGAGAAGACAGCUGAAAAAACCAAGAAAGAGAAACAGGAGGAAAGCUCUGAUGAUGAGACAGAAGAAGGAGAGGUUGAGGAUGACAAUCCCAGUGAUGUUGAGUUGGAUGCCCUCUCCCAAGUAGAAGAGGAUUCUCUCCUGCGUAAUGACCUUCGCCCUGCCAAUAAACUGGCUAAAGGAAACAAGCUAUUCAUGAGAUUUGCUACUAAAGAUGACAAAAAGGAGCUGGGAGCUGCAAGGAGAAGCCAGUAUUACAUGAAAUAUGGCAAUCCAAAUUAUGGAGGCAUGAAAGGAAUUCUUAGCAAUUCUUGGAAGAGGAGGUACCAUUCCCGUCGGAUCCACCGGGAUGUGAUCAAGAAGAGGACGCUGAUUGGGGACGAUGUGGGCUUGACUCCUCCCUAUAAACAUCGGCACUCAGGCUUGGUAAAUGUUCCCGAAGAGCCCAUCGAGGAGGAAGAGGAGGAGGAGGAGGAUCAGGAUAUGGAUGAGGAUGACAGGGUGGUGGUGGAGUACCGGGAUGAGCUGCAGGCUUUCAGGCAGGCGCGGGAGCGCAGCGCCGCCAGGAGAUCCAGCGCCAGCGCCUCCGACUCGGAUGAGAUGGACUAUGACCUGGAGCUGAAAAUGAUUUCCACCCCCUCGCCCAAAAAAAGCAUGAAGAUGACCAUGUAUGCAGAUGAGGUGGAGUCACAACUGAAAAAUAUUAGGAAUUCCAUGCGAGCAGAUAGCAUAGCCACCAGCAACAUCAAAAACAGGAUUGGCAGCAAAGGAUCCUUGGAGAAAGUUGCAGAUGUGAGGCUCCUGUUGGAAGAGAAACGUCAGAACAACUCUGGGCCACGGCAGCCAAACAGCACUGUCAAAUCAGAUGUAAGGCAGAGACUGGGAAAAAGGCCACACUCUCCAGAAAUCAAAGCUCCAAGCAGUACCUGUGCUCCUCGUCGAGAACCAAUCUCAGAUGUGCACAGCAGGCUGGGAGUCCCCAAACAAGAUGUGAAAGGCCUCUACUCUGACACCAGAGAGAAGAAAUCAGGUAAUUUAUGGACCAGAUUGGGGUCUGCGCUGAAGACACAGGAAAAGACUCCAGAGAAAGCUGAAAACUCUGUGGCAUCUCCAGAGGAAGAUGACUCUGAGCUGCAGAGGGUUUGGGGUGCUCUCAUUAAGGAAAAAGAACAGUCCAGGCAAAAAAAGAGUCGCUUGGAUCAUUUACCCUCCCUACAAAUCGAGAUCAGCCGGGAAAGCAGCUCUGGCUCAGACUCUGAAUCAUGACUGGGUUCACAGCCUGACCCUCCAGGUGCUGACUGCAGCCUGGCAGGAUCCCCUUUGCCCAAAAGCUGGACACUGGCAAAGACUCUGCAGUGAAGGUUCCAGAAGUGUCUCUGUUCUUUUUCUACAACAAGAGAGGCAUAAACCACUUGAAAUUUAAAGCAAAGACAAUUAUCUGGAGUCUGUGGCUGGCCCUGUGCUCUGUGGGGCAUUGUCAUCUGUGUUUAUGACAGCAAAUCUGUAGUGAAUUGUAGCAAAACAUUUUCUCUCCCCAGCUUUGAACUUAAAAGAUGAGGCAGAAAUGCUCUGUAUUUUUAAGGAGACCUUUUCUGUUCUCAAUGUUUUCAUCAUGGAGGCUUUUAACAAAAUGUUUUACAUACUUCAUCCAAAGAACAGGGCAUUUAUUUCAUGAUCC